UCGGUGCUUGCUUGUGUGUGUGAGACUACGGCAUUCCUCCGUUUAUAAGCUUUCGCCCUAGGGUUUCGACCUAGCUCCUUCCAUCCAUCACUCUGCUUCAUAUCUCCCUGAGGUCUGGCUCUUUCCCCCAAAAAGCACAAGUAGGCUUCUUGCAUACUUCCCUGAGCGCGUUUCUUGCUUGCGCUGAGCACGUAUUUAUACCGAGUCCGUCACAGGCGUCGAUACUCCCACAUUCGUGUUAACGCGAUGGACUGCUGUGCUGCCAGAUCCAUCUUCCUCCAUAGCGGCUCACCCAUGAUUCCCUGCUCGUCGCUGUCGUCGCGCCAAUGCCGAAUCCCAAGCGGUAACGUCGCGCCAUCUGCCAAAACCCCCGUGAGCCAUCUCGGCUGGGGAUGUUCCCAAGACCACCACCCAUCCGCCUCUCGACCCACCGCAGCACCCACCAAGUUUCUUGAACCCGAACGUCUGACCGAGCGUCCCAGAUCUUCCCAAGCUGCCCGCUUCGCUGUUGACUCGCCGUGCUCUCCAAUGAGCGUCCUCGACAAGGACGACGGCAGCAUGACGUGGAACGAGCCGUUUUUCCUAGCAGAGGCUUCUGCGGGCCUCGUGGAGUGCAACAACAGAGGGUGCAGACCCGUCUUCAGAAAGCAGUGGGCUCCUGAGGUGACUGACUCAGGUAGAAGCGGCGCGGAUGGCCAUGCGCUGGGUUCUUGCUUGGCAUUGGAUGGCGCGGAGAUCGAGGGUAGGGCUACUGCAUUUCGGCAACGGCAGGAGAUGAGUGCUCAGAGCAGCAAGGGAAGGCCGAGUUUGCCGACGGAGUUCGCGGAAUUCGUGAACGAGGUGUGGGUGGAGACGGUAACAGCGGAGAAGUACUUUCGCGACGCCAUGCGAAGAUCGCCGUACGACGUGCGACUGUUGACGAGCUUCGCGCAGUUUUCGUGGCAACGACUGCAUAACAAGUCCCAGGCGGAGGACCUGUUUCAGAAGGCGUUGAGCGAAUCGCCCGACAACUCCGAUGCUCUCGCGAGCUAUGCUCUCUUUCUCUGGGAAAGCGAAAGCGAGAGCGAGGGGGAGAAUUGACGGACCUCAAACUAAGUGUCGCCAAAUCGGCGCGCGUUAAUAUUCAUUACAAUGCAUCGCCUGUUAGGAGAGUGCGGUGCGCCUAGUGAGGUUUUUAGGCCGAGGCAUUGUGCAGCCAUUGGUUUGCUCCUGAGAGCACGUGCCUCGGAAAUGUCAAUCACAAGUGUUCAAAUGCCUUGGCUAAUGCGGUCUAUACUGGUAUUAUCUCCAACUCUUCUCAGUAGAGAUCAGGUUGGUGUAUGCAUGGUACUACAACAUUGAAUCGGUAG
Molecule: messenger RNA, 1349 nt
Organism: Closterium sp. NIES-67
Lineage: Eukaryota; Viridiplantae; Streptophyta; Zygnematophyceae; Desmidiales; Closteriaceae
Source: the annotation of a GenBank genome assembly